Molecule: messenger RNA, 1421 nt
Organism: Anopheles nili
Lineage: Eukaryota; Metazoa; Arthropoda; Insecta; Diptera; Culicidae
Product: zinc finger protein 277
Exons: 1
Coding region: 1-1338 (445 amino acids)
Source: RefSeq, a predicted model, not a curated record
AUGGACGAAUGCAUCACCAAUCACCCCGGAAGCGUUGAUGCGUCCAAGAGCAGCAUAAUAGGCCCUCUUAAUUUCAGCAAGGACGCUUCAACGGAGCCUCCUACUUCAUUGAUGAAUGAGCGUGCAGUGCCAUGCAUGUUCUGUGAUAACGAGUAUGAUUUCCACAGCCGUGAUAAUGGCUCCGACCAGUACCUGGCCCACUUGUAUCUCAUCCAUCGACUAGUCAUAGCCGACGUUAAGGAAAUAGCAUGCUUGGCGAGCUACUGUUUCUACUGGAAGGAGAAAUUCCGCGACGAAUCCGUCGAUAAGUAUUGCUCAUCCAUGCUAAUGAACCAGCUACCGGAUGGAACUAACUCGAAAAAUGAAAAGUACUUCCUACUCAGUGACAUCGAACCGUUAGAUUAUGAGCUUCGACAAAGGUUACGACGGGAGAAGCUGGAUCUGGUGCUGACGCGCCAUCAGUUCGAGCGAACGGAUCGCAACUUCCUGCGCGGUUGUCUUUACUGCCGAGAUUAUCGCUCAGACACUCGUUCCGAGUUCAUAUCACACCUGUACUCGAAGCACUUCCUAUUGCUUGGUAAACCAGAGCACUUGGUGUUUGUGGAUGAACUCGUAGAAAUAGUGGAGGACAAGCUGAACCGUUUGCUGUGCCUGUUCUGCGAGAAGCUCUUCAAAGAUCGACCAACACUAAAAGAACAUAUGCGCAAGAAAGGCCACAAACGCAUUAACCCGGAUAACCACUACUACGAUCGUUUCUUUCUUAUCAACUAUCGGUUAAAGCAGAAGCCAGAAUACGUUCCCAUCGCGCAACGGAAAGAAGAAAGCCGUGUAUUUGCCUCGGAUUCGGAUUCUAACUCUGAUUGGUCCGAUUGGAAUGGCGAGGAGCAGCCAACGACAUGCCUCUUUUGUUCGCACUCCGUAGAUAAUAUAGAUACGUUGAAAAAUCACAUGGUGACAAAGCAUGCGUUCGAUUUCGAUCAAGCGGUCGCCGGAAUGAGUUUCUAUCAACGCGUGAAGGUGGUGAACUUCAUUCGCCGUCAAAUGCACAUACGGAAGUGCAUUGUCUGCGGAGAACAGUUUUCCGAUUAUGAUGCCAUUUGCAGUCAUCUAGUUAGUGCUGGCCAUUGUCGAUUUGAUAAGGAAGCGUGUGCCUGGGAUCAGCCGGAGUAUUUCUUCCCCACGUACGAAGACGACCAGUUUCUAUGCCAUUUGGAAGAAAUCGACAACGAGAAGGACGAUACAACGCAGGAAGAAGGUUCCAUCGUCAUAUCUGAAAGCGUUAAUGCAAGCAUCAACGUUGAUGCUGAGUCUUUGUCGUUGGAAAAUUUUAAACUAUAAUCUAAAAGAAAUGUUGCAACGGCAAGCUGUGGUAGCUAAUCAAAUCAAUGUUUGUGAUAAAAUAAACCAAUUGGUCCACAAUA